CUUACUGAUUGAAUAAACACACAGGGGUAUGAUUCUGUCAACAGUGAUCUAGAGCAGAGUUCACAAGAAACUUAGCAAUAACCUAGAUUACCGACAACAUGCUGGGGGACGGGGUUAUGCCGAGUGGCAAUCAUCACGAAAGGCGGCAGAGCGGUGCGGCAACUCGACAUAAGCAUCUCGAUAAGAAUCCGACUUCUCCAAUUUCAUCCCGGCACUAGAGCCCGCUCAAAUGCUGGAUCGUCUUUAUAAAGCGCACUGUCCCGGCGCCCAAAUGACACACGAUCCUGCUCACAGCUUGCGCAAUGCAUCCCCAGAUUUCCUCCCCGAGUGAGUCGGGCUCCGCCGACACCGUCUACCUCCCCGAGUCCGAUCGUCUCGACCCUGUCUUCAGUCAAGAGAAGGAUGCCGCCGCCCAGGAAAUCGAAUACCUCUAUCUCGAGCUGGAAACGCCUCUCCCGACGCCGCUCAUCACAUCACCCCCCGGCCCCGGCCAGUCGCCUCCUCCCGAUCCUCCGAGUCUCGAACAAUAUACCUCCCCGUUUCUGUGGCCUAAAUGGCGCAAGUGGAUGAUGACCUGGAUCGCAUGCGGAGUGACAGCGUUGGCGGGAUACUCGGCCGGCGAAGUCAACCCCGCUGCAACUGAGCUGACGGCCGAGUGGGGGAUCAGUUCGGUGGUUUACAAUCUGAGCAUUACGAUUUUCUGUGUCGGGUUUGCCUUGGCUCCUAUGGUUCUGGCGCCUUUUUCGGAAAUCAAUGGACGGCGGCCGAUUUUCGUUGCCAGUGGUUUCGUCUUCACUGGGUGUAUCAUUGCUUGUGGAGGCACGCAUGUUUUUGCAGGACUUUUGAUCGCACGGUUGUUUCAAGGCGUGGGCGCAUCAACCUUUUCGACCAUGGUGGGCGGUGUCAUCAGUGACAUCUUCCACGCAGAGGAUCGCAAUACCCCCAUGGCCUUGUUCUCCGGCGCAGCGCUUUUUGGCACUGGGUUGGCCCCAAUGAUCUCCAGUGUCAUCGUGGCUCAUACCUCCUGGCGCUGGGUGUACUACUCGCAUGCCAUCGUGUCGGCUGUAUUCGUGGCAAUCAUCUAUUUCUUCUUCAAAGAGACGCGAGGCAGUGUACUACUCAGCCGCAAAGCCCUCGCCGUGAACAAGUAUUACGAGCAGCUCGAGGCCGCAGGCCACUAUGGUGUCAUCAUGGGCGAGAAGAACGAGGCCCGACGGAUCCGAUGGAAAGUGAAGAGUGACGAACAGCGCGAGUCUCUGGUGCAGAUGAUCAGCAUUUCAUGCUACCGACCAUUCCACAUGCUCGUCACCGAACCCGUGGUGUUCUUCUUCUCCCUCUGGGUUUCUUUCAGCUGGGCCGUUUUAUACCUCCAAUUCGGGUCCAUUCCUCUCGUCUUCCGAACCAACCACCAUUUUACCACCGAACAAACCGGCGCCGUCUUCACAUCAAUGUGCGUCGGCUCCAUCAUCAUCACCCUGGUGAGCAUCUACCAAGACAAACUGGCCAACCGGUACGGCCUGCUGCCCAAGAGACCGGAAGCCCGGUUGUACUUUGUCUGCAUCGAAGCCAUUCUCAUGCCGAUUGGGUUGUUCUGGUUCGGAUGGACCUCGUACUCCUCGGUCCCGUGGAUCGUCCCAACAAUGGCAAUUGCCUGUGCCACUAUGGGUAUUUUCGCGGUGUAUCUGGCUGUGUUUAAUUAUCUGGCCGAUACGUAUCAUCGAUAUGCAAGUUCGGCGAUUGCAGCGCAGUCGUGCUGUCGGAAUCUGCUCGGAGGAGUCUUUCCUCUUGUCACAAACGCCAUGUUCACCAAUCUCGGGUAUCCAGGGGCGUCAAGUCUGCUGGGUGGAAUUGGCCUCCUUCUGACUCUGGUCCCAUGGAUUCUAGUCUUUUAUGGGAGUCAGAUCCGUGCAAAGAGCAAGCUUGCUAGUGUAGGUUCACAUCCUUAUGUUACUAGUACCAUGCUAACGAAACAGGAACUCGCUCAUUAAAAACAUGAUAGAUGAUAGACGAUAGACGAUGCAUGACAAAAGUUAGAACAUAGAUCAUAUUAAUUAGACGGCGAGUUC
Aspergillus sclerotioniger CBS 115572 is the source of this 2066-nucleotide messenger RNA. RefSeq names its product MFS transporter. Gene Ontology annotation, molecular function: transmembrane transporter activity. Lineage: Eukaryota; Fungi; Ascomycota; Eurotiomycetes; Eurotiales; Aspergillaceae. Bases 303 to 1988 code for a protein of 561 amino acids. The record is from RefSeq and is a predicted model, not a curated record. The transcript has 7 exons. Gene Ontology annotation, biological process: transmembrane transport.